Molecule: messenger RNA, 992 nt
Organism: Cucumis melo (muskmelon)
Lineage: Eukaryota; Viridiplantae; Streptophyta; Magnoliopsida; Cucurbitales; Cucurbitaceae
Product: protein RGF1 INDUCIBLE TRANSCRIPTION FACTOR 1-like
Exons: 4
Coding region: 78-806 (242 amino acids)
Molecular function (GO): zinc ion binding
Source: RefSeq, a predicted model, not a curated record
CUCUGUUCCUUCUACAACGACCGUACAUAUAAUCUCAGUUCUUUCUUUUCUUUUUUAUAAAUUUAACAGGUGAGAGUAUGGUGAGAGAAGUUGAGAAUAAUUCAGUUCCUGAAUGGGUUGAGAUUCUUCUGGGGGAGAAGUUCUUUACUCCAUGUUCACUUCACAUCUCUUGUAAGAAGAAUGACAAGACUUUCUUUUGUUUGUUCUGUCGUUCUGCUAUUUGCUUCUCUUGUUUCUCCUCUCAUCGCACGCAUGCUCUUCUUCAGAUAAGAAGAUAUGUGUACCAUGAAGUUAUACGACUAAGAGAUGCUGAGAAACUCAUGAAUUGUUCUCUCGUGCAACCAUACACAACAAAUAGAGCAAAAGUGGUGUUUCUAAAAGAAAGAAGAAGGGGAAAGAGAAGAGGUUUGAGAUCAUCAUCAGGAGGAUCGAGAAGUAAUAGUAAUAAUACAAAUUUGUGCAUCACAUGCUUUCGCAACCUUCAAUAUCCAUAUCUCUUUUGCUCUCUUUCAUGCAAGAUCAAUCAAAAGGUGAAUGAGAAAAUUGAAAUAAUAAGCAAACAAAAAAGGAAUUAUGAGAAUCUUCCACCGCGAACCACAACAGAAACCCAAACCCCAUCCUCCGUUCUGGACCGGGAUUUCUCCUCCGCCGCCGCCGCCGUUAAGUCAGUCAAGAAGAAGAACAACCGUAGCUGUGUGAAAUCCUUAGCGGCGGUUCUUUGCCGGCCGAGAUGCUUCCCUAUCUCCGAUUUCGCCACCGCCGUGAACCGCCGAAAGGGCGUUCCUCAUAGAUCGCCGUUAAAUUGACUUUUGGCUACUCUACCAUGUAUUGAUUAUUAUAUAUGUUUUUUUCAUUAUGAUCAUAAUAUAUAUUAAGUAUGUAAUUAAAUUUCGUAUUUUAUAUAUAUAUAUAUAUUGUAAUUAUGUUCCAAAAGUAUUUUUUUGGCUGAUUAACGUGUUCCAAUUUUAUAAUCCACACCCAAAUUAAAUGUU